AUGACGCACUAUUCGCCUCCCGACUGGAGCUCCACGGGCCGUAAUGUCUUCGCUCUAUCCCUGGAGGUGAUCAAGAGCGGCGUGACAGUCGACAGGCUACCAUUAGAUCAACCAGACGGUCGUAGCUACGUCGUCGUUGGACGAAUGGAGACCGUGUGCGACGUGGCGCUCGCCCAUCCUUCCAUCUCGAGAGUCCACGCUGUCCUGCAGUUUGACGAACAAGGCGCGCUCUUCCUCUACGACACGCGAAGUACCCACGGGUGCUACGUGAACAAGAGACGGGUCCCUGCUGAGGAUUUCGUGCGGUUACAUAUUGGCGAUGUGCUCGUGUUUGGAGAAAGCACGCGUCUGUACGUGGUCUGUGGACCGGCAGAGCUCUUACCGCCCGAGUACGAGUCGGCAAAUUUGACCAAAUUGAGAGAGAAUCUGGACGAGAGAAGGAGUGUACAAGACGACAGGAAGCAGCUGGAAGAACGGGGAGUUUCGUGGGGGUUCGGAGAAGAUGCUGAGGACGGGGAGGAAGGCGAGAGCGAUGAAGAGAUGGAUGCUGCCAAGACCCGUGAGGUUUUGCCUGACUACCUUUGUAAUCUGAAGGAAGAUGAUCAGCCAUAUACGUCGAGCGUAGGUCCGUCGCAGAUUCACGAGAAAGAUCAGCGACUAUAUCAGCAGCUGCAGACACGUAUCCGUAAGAUGGAAAACCUGAAGUUGGAGAGAUCGAGGAUUUUGGCGAAACAGAACCAGCUGAACGGCCUUUCGGAAGGCCAGCAAAACACGCUGGAUCGAAACGAACAGCGGAUUGAUGCACUGAUGAAAGAGAUUGAUAACCUAGAAGGACGAAUACAUGCGAAGAAUGAUCAGCGAACGCAAUCUGGCAGCGCUGCUGGCACCGCUGCGGGGAAAAAGCUGAACGUGAACGAAGAGCUGUACGGAUACAGCAGUGACGAAGACGACUUUUAUGAUCGGACGAAAACCAAUCAACAGAAGAUUACAGCUCGGAAGCACAAGGUUACAUGCUCGGUAGUCACUCUGGGUGUGCCUACAGCGGCACCACAGACACGAACGACGAAGAGCACAGUUCUUACCGAAGCCUCGAUUAAGGCAAAUGUCAAGAAACUGGAAGCCGAACUUGCGAAAGUUCAGGACGAGCUGGCUGCUAAGAUAGGUCAUGAUAUCCGUGGAGAUAGCGAAACGCAAAUGGGAACGGACACUUUGGAUUCAUUUAUGGCAGCGACGACGACACAGCUGCAGGAGAGCAAGGUAGACGCGCUGACAAGAAGGAAGGAGGAGAUGGAGGUGGAAUUGAGGCGCCAGCGACAGCUACUUGCAGUAGCAACGCCAGCGUUAGCUGCAAUUCCAAUCUCGGAGCCAUACGCUGGUACGGGAACAGACGUUGUCAAGACCAGCCCAUUGGCUCUUGUAUCAGCGAAAAAACCAUCAGCUCAAGAUGUAGCAAAUGUACAAGACGUAGCGCCAAAGGAUACGUCAGCUGCAGCAUUUGUACAAGAUGUAGCGCUAAAGGAUACGUCAGCUGCAGCAAAUGUACAAGACGCAGCGCAAAAGGAUACGUCAGCUGCAGCAAAUGUACAAGACGCAGCGCCAAAGGAUACACCAGCUGCAGCAGAGAUGCAAUCUCUUGCCACAGCCAUUUCAAGCGCACAGACGCUGGCUUCACCGAGACCGGAGGAGACGGCAGACGAAACUGAUGUCAAGCCAGUCGCGCCGAAACGGCGGCGAAUUGUAGGUCCAGCACUGGUUUCAUCUUUACAGCCAAAUCCGCCAGUGAGCAAUGGGCAGCCCGGCAAUGACCCAAGUGUUUUAGAGGGAGGCGAUCAGGUAUGGGUCCCGCCAACAAACCAAACUGGUGACGGCCGCACCAAGCUGAAUGACAAGUACGGCUAUUAG
Peronospora matthiolae is the source of this 1902-nucleotide messenger RNA. The record is from the annotation of a GenBank genome assembly. Lineage: Eukaryota; Oomycota; Peronosporomycetes; Peronosporales; Peronosporaceae.